This is a messenger RNA of Mycosarcoma maydis (corn smut), 756 nucleotides long. RefSeq lists its product as uncharacterized. The record is from RefSeq and is a predicted model, not a curated record. The transcript has a single exon. The coding region runs from base 1 to 756 and encodes 251 amino acids. NCBI's taxonomy places the organism in Eukaryota, Fungi, Basidiomycota, Ustilaginomycetes, Ustilaginales. Gene Ontology annotation, molecular function: protein binding.
AUGGCCAUCAUACAGGAGGCAUACAUCUCGGAAGAGAUCCACGAGCUCAAGGCCCAAGCAAACCGCAAAUUUACUGCCAAAGACUACGAUGGGGCUCUUUCCAUUUAUCUUGACAUUCUUUCGCAGCUGCCAGCGCGAGAACCGUCUUCAAGCACAUCACAAGAGGUCUCAGACGAAGUUCGAGAUGAACAACAUAUCUCUGUGCCAGAGGACGACGCUGAGGGGGUAAACGAGGUAAACGUGUUGAACGUAGCAUCAACAUCAUCACCGCCACCAUCACCACCAUCUCAACCGGCUGAUGUCGAAACAGAAGAACACCAACAAAUUCGACUCUUCCGGUCCAUCAUUUAUGCCAACAUUGCAGCCACUCAUCUACGCCUCGAACAGUACCGUGACGCCGUCAAAGCUUCCAAUCAGUCGCUCCUCGAUCAGCCCAACUAUGUCAAAGCCUUAUAUCGUCGUGCGCAGGCCAACGAACAAAUUGGUGGUUGGUCCAGCCUCUCCUCCGCCCUCGAAGACAGCAAGCUCCUCCUAACUCUCCCCGACUUAUCGCAAGCUACGAAACCUGAAAUCAUGGACUCAAUCAAGCGACUCGAACCAAAAGCACAACAAGCUGCUGAGAAGGAAAAGGACGAGAUGAUUCAAAAGCUCAAAGGUUUAGGUGACAGCAUCCUGGGCAACUUUGGGUUGAGCACCAACAACUUCAAGUUUACUCAACAGCCAGGUGGUGGUUAUUCAAUGAAUUUCGUUCGAUAG